Molecule: messenger RNA, 1452 nt
Organism: Hevea brasiliensis (rubber tree)
Lineage: Eukaryota; Viridiplantae; Streptophyta; Magnoliopsida; Malpighiales; Euphorbiaceae
Product: probable trehalose-phosphate phosphatase C
Exons: 10
Coding region: 178-1254 (358 amino acids)
Biological process (GO): trehalose biosynthetic process
Molecular function (GO): trehalose-phosphatase activity
Source: RefSeq, a predicted model, not a curated record
AUAAUAAACCACCUCUCCUUCAUCUUUGCGCCUCUCUCUAUCACUUUCUCUCUCUUCAAACUGCCUCUGUCGUUUAUCCUUCCAGCUCUCCCUCAUUUUCUCCUUCUGAAGCUCUUCGCCUCUGUCGAACAAUUCACGCACGUAACAAUUUCCUUAUAAUAUACUUGAAAUAUAGAAAUGUUCACGAGAAAUAUCGCAAAGUUCAAUCAAGCUUUGGGAUUUCAAAGAUCAUCUACCAAUAAACAAAAAUUGCAGCCUGGUAGUGGUCGCUCCAUAAGUAUGAGAGCAUCUAAUUUAAGUCAUUUCAUUGCUGGUGGACCUACUUCCAUAGACGAUGCCAGUUAUAACUCAUGGGUGGUGGAACACCCUUCUGCACUAGGUUCAUUUGAUCAGAUGAUGAGAGCAGCAAAGGGGAGGAAGAUUGCAGUGUUUUUAGAUUACGACGGUACUCUUGCACCUAUUGUAGAUAAUCCUGAUCUCGCCUUCAUGUCUGAUGAGAUGCGUUCAGCAGUACGGGAAGUUGCAAAGUAUUUUCCAACAGCUAUAAUCAGUGGUAGGAGCAGGGAAAAGGUAAAAGAAUUUGUACAGUUAAGUAAUGUAUACUAUGCAGGAAGCCAUGGCAUGGAUAUUAUGGCACCACGGAGGCCAGUCAAGUCUUGUGAUGGGAAGUACCACACCAUAGCCCUUGAUAAGAAGGGGAAUGAGGUUCUCUUUCAACCUGCUAAGAAAUUUUUGCCUGCAAUUCAAAAGGUACGAACAGCAUUGAGAGAGAAAGUCAUGAAAAUACAAGGUGCCAGGAUAGAGGACAACAGGUUUUGCAUCUCUGUACAUUUCCGACAGGUUAGAGAAGAGGAUUAUGGAAUUUUAGAGAAGACAGUGAAAUCUGUUCUUGAACAUUAUCCGGAAUUUCACUUAAGCUGGGGUAAAAAGGUUAUGGAAAUACGACCAUCGAUAGAGUGGGACAAAGGUCAUGCCCUAGAAUACUUACUUGAUACUCUUGGGCUAAGCAACUCCUCUGAUGUUCUCCCAGUGUACAUAGGAGAUGAUCGAACGGAUGAAGAUGCUUUCAAGGUAAUACAAGGAAGGGGCCAAGGCUACCCAAUAAUUGUAAGUUCCAGUCCAAAGGAAACUAAAGCUUCAUUCUCCCUUCAUGAUCCAUCGGAAGUGUUGACAUUCUUGUUACGUCUAGCAAGGUGGAGUAAGUCUUCCAGUUCAAGCAGAUCACUAGCUCAAAUCUGGGGUGUGGUAGAUUGAAGCCAAGUUUAAUGUAGGGCAAAAUUAAGAUGUUUAUACACAGAGAAAAGGGUACGGAAUGGAUGAGAUAUCAUUGUAAGGUAUAUCCGUCUAUGCUUCCCGCUUCUAAGUUAGCUGUCAAAUUUAUCAGCAGGGUAUGUAAAUGAUUUUCCAUAAGAAAUUCAAAAGAAAAAAAAAAUCCAAAAUUGUAGCGUAAAA